UCUACGUCAUCACUAAGCGUCUGUCUCUUCAGCCACCGCUGCAUGUGAAGAAAACAUGGGGAGGCAUUUAGCUUGACAUUUGCAUACUGUUUGUCUAAAUUCAUAUAACACUAUCCGCGACGUUUGUGAGCGAACGUGUAACUUCAAAACCACGCUGCAGCCUAAAGUCAGGUCAGCAAACUUGACUCGUGCGGUUACUGUUUGGUAGUUUUGCCAGCUUUUAGCCUGCUAACACUGAAAGCAUGGAUAACACGGAGGGAAACGCGAUUGACAUCCACGGAGAUGAGGAAAUUAUUGAAGUCAUCGACCUAAACGAGACGGAGCCUGGUCCCGAUGACUUGGCUGACGACUUGGAGGACGUGGACUUUGAAGACCCAGGAAACGCAGAAGAUGAAGGCUGGGAGACUGAGGACGAGAUGGAAGCUGAGGCAGAGCAAGAUGACAGCGAGCUCACCUUCUCCAGACACACCGGCUCAGUGUUUUGCGUGAGUUUGGAUCCUGCAACGAACAGCUUGGCUGUAACAGGAGGAGAGGACGAUAAGGCCUACGUUUGGAGGGUGAGCGACGGGGAAGUUCUGUUGGAGUGCACGGGUCACAAAGACUCUGUGACAUGUGCCCUGUUCAGCCACGACUCCUCCAUGGUGGCUUCGGGUGACAUGAGCGGCAUGAUUAAAGUUUGGAAAGUAGAAACCAAAGAGGAGAUCUGGUCCUUUGAAGUGGGCGAUCUGGAGUGGUUGGAGUGGCAUCCCUGCGCUCCGGUGCUGCUGGCAGGAACAGACGACGGCAACGUGUGGAUGUGGAAGAUCCCUUCAGGAGACUGUAAAACCUUCCAGAGUUCUGCGUGCCAGGCCACUAGCGGCAAAGUCCUCCCCGAUGGUAAACGGGCUGUGGUGGGUUAUGAGGACGGAACGGUACGAGUGUGGGAUUUAAAGCAGGGAAACGCCAUCCACGUCAUUAAAGGUCAGGACGGACACAAGGGGGCGCUGACCUGCCUGGCGUGUAACAAGGACGGCUCUCUGGUGCUGACAGGUUCAGUGGACGGUUUUGCCAAGCUUAUCAACAGCGCAACAGGCAAGGUGGUUGGCUCGUUCUCUGUGGAUGGAGGCAAAGCCAAAGGAUCAAAAGACGAGGAAGAGUCCAACUCUGUCGAAUCUGCGGGAUUCUGCAACAUCCUGCCUCUCAUAGCUGUGGCAUACCUGGAUGGGACUCUGGCCAUAUACGACCUCUCAACACAGGUCCUGAGGCACAGGUGUCAACACGAGGCUGGCAUUGUUACCCUGCAGUGGGAAGAGUCUUCUUCUGUGGUGUCCACUUGCUGCUUAGACGGAGCGCUGCGCUUAUGGGAUGCUCGUUCUGGCAGCAUGGUGUCUGAGUACCGUGGCCACACAGCAGAGAUCCUCGACUUCGCCAUCAACAGGGAAGCGUCUCUCGCAGUAACCGCUUCAGGAGACAGCCAGGCUAAAGUCUUCUGCCUCCAAAGACCUGAUCGGUAAAGAGAGUUGGAAUAAAGGUGAUGGGAAGACGAGGAGAGGAAACGUUUGAUGAGCAGACUUUUUGUUCUCUAAUUACGGAAAACAUGUUUCCUUUGCCCUCAGGAUUUUAAAAAGUUGUGUGGUCGCACCAUUUUAUCUGACCUACUUUAGUUGGAUUGUAGCAUCAAAGACAUCUGAUCUUGUCUACACAGGAGUUUCAAAUCUGACUCUUUAAAACAAGCUGUUGCUCAUUACUUUCUUCUAAGUAUGUUUUGUUCAAGAAUCUGAGACUAAACACAGAAAAGAGUGAUACAUUACAGUGUCAUUACAGUGUUAAUGUUCUGUCCAAAAGAUAAAUCAUAAGACAUCAUAUUUUUUUUUUCUUUAAUUGGAGUUUUUGUUUGUGCUCCAAAUCAUAGUUGUGUGUGUGUGUGUGUGUGUGUGUGUGUGGUCUUCCAGCUGUCAAGAACUAUCUCAGCAAAUGUUUUGAUGUAAACUCAAGUGUAAAUACAAAAUAAUAAAUAAUAUACUUUCUUCUGGGUAACUAUGAAGAUUCCAA
This is a messenger RNA of Micropterus dolomieu (smallmouth bass), 2031 nucleotides long. It is a transcript of the gene aamp, whose product is annotated as angio-associated, migratory cell protein. Gene Ontology annotation, cellular component: cytosol. The record is from RefSeq and is a predicted model, not a curated record. Gene Ontology annotation, molecular function: protein binding. NCBI's taxonomy places the organism in Eukaryota, Metazoa, Chordata, Actinopteri, Centrarchiformes, Centrarchidae. The transcript is spliced from 11 exons. Bases 243 to 1493 code for a protein of 416 amino acids.